Molecule: messenger RNA, 1041 nt
Organism: Penicillium maclennaniae
Lineage: Eukaryota; Fungi; Ascomycota; Eurotiomycetes; Eurotiales; Aspergillaceae
Product: S-adenosylmethionine-dependent methyltransferase
Exons: 3
Coding region: 1-1041 (346 amino acids)
Source: RefSeq, a predicted model, not a curated record
AUGAUCAGUACCAAUGACGAGCCGCUGCACGUGCUCGACCUACCCCAAAUCUACACGAAACCCUCCGGCACCGAUCUCAUCAAGGCCCUGGCUUUAUUAACGCUGCAGCCUCGCACAUUCGGAACCACUGCGGAGGUUGCCAAGGGUCCAGCAGUGCAGCCAGCUGGUGUGACUCGCUAUCUCACCUCAAUCAUCGCAAGCCCGCUGUCAUGGCUUGACACGGAAGAGUUGCAGGAAGCUGUCUGGGAUGCGGCUUCAGCUCGCCUGAGUGAGAGGUCUGGUCGUGCCGCCAUGCCGGCUAUGUCGCGCGUCUUCAGUGUGCCCACCUCGUCCGGGGAAGACUACACCCUCACCUUGCACGAACCAUCCAUCACCGCAGAUAACCUGGGGAUGAAAACCUGGGUCUCAUCUUAUCUUCUGUCCCGCCGACUGCACAACCUUCUCGAGUGCCCGCCGGACCUCGUGCCGUCGGGACCGACCGAGCUUUCAGCCAAACUCAACACGAACAAGCCACUACGCGCGCUUGAGCUCGGCUCUGGCACGGGACUUGUCGGCCUGGCCUUUUCCGCACUCCAAGGCAAAUCAGCCACCGUCCACCUGACCGAUCUUCCGGACAUCGUGCCAAACCUCGCCCAUAACGCCGCACUGAACGUCGAGCUCCUCAAUAGCACAGACGCAACCGUGACAACAGGCGUUCUGGACUGGUCUUUGACACCCAACCCACUGCCUUCGGCGCAAGAGCGCUUCGACGUGAUCCUGGCUGCGGACCCGCUAUACUCGCCCAAGCACCCCAAGUGGCUCGUGGACACAAUCGGGGUAUGGCUGAGCCGUGGACUUGACGCACGAGUCGUCAUGGAAAUGCCGCUUCGUGAGGCAUAUAUUCCACAAAGACAAGAGUUGCGCCAACGACUGGCCGACUUGGGUUUGACUCUGGUCCAAGAGGGUGAGGAGAUCGGAUACGACGACUGGGAGAGCGCAAAUGGUGAGGCACUAGCCGUGAAGUGCUGGUGGUCCGUGUGGGGAUGGAGCGAAAAGGUCUAG